Messenger RNA from Sphaeramia orbicularis (orbiculate cardinalfish), 4403 nucleotides. Its product is annotated as phosphatidylinositol 3-kinase regulatory subunit gamma-like. Gene Ontology annotation, molecular function: 1-phosphatidylinositol-3-kinase regulator activity. The transcript has 12 exons. Gene Ontology annotation, cellular component: phosphatidylinositol 3-kinase complex. Lineage: Eukaryota; Metazoa; Chordata; Actinopteri; Kurtiformes; Apogonidae. Bases 1102 to 2745 code for a protein of 547 amino acids. The record is from RefSeq and is a predicted model, not a curated record. Gene Ontology annotation, biological process: insulin receptor signaling pathway; phosphatidylinositol phosphate biosynthetic process.
UCCAUGCUUCGGUCCCCCCACUGAGCAUCCACACACACUGCUCUCAAACUGUGAAAAAGAGUUGCGGUGUGAAGAGUAGUGUCUCUUCUCUUUUAUCUGUGUUUUAUCUUUCCUUCCUCCCUCUAUCCUGCAUAAGAUUCCAAACCUACUUCUUUUUUCUUUUUCAAGAUCUUUUCCCAUUUAUAUUUUAUGUGUUUUUAUGGAGCAUUCCAAAGAUGAGAGGAGGUUUUUCUGUACUGAGACAGGGCAUGCAAAAGUAAAAUAAAAAAAAAAACAAAAAAAAAACAAAACUGUGCAAUGUCUUGGAAGAGGUACGAUUUUCAUGAAGAGACGAGAUGUAUCGGUGAAGAGGAGAGGGAAUACCCUGAGGAAUGGCAUCGUGGGAAAAGGUGGCACUGGAAAGGAUUGGACAACAACCAAGUGGAGAGGAUUUUUAAAGAUGGAGAACACGGGACAAGAAGCCGUACAGGAUAGGAGGAGUGUGGGGGUGGAGGGACAUGCGAUGGCGUGAGGACCGAGGCCGGUGGUUGGUUUGAUCUGAGCCACGUGUGCGUCCGGCGACGUCUCUUCGCAGCUUCAUGGAGGUCAAUGAAAUAUUGGCUUCCCCUGCCACCCGGUUUUCUUCUGUCCUGGACCAGGUAGGUGUUCUGAAAUGAAGACAUGCACAAGUCCUUAAGGAAGAUAUCGAACAGUCAUGCUUCAGUCUGUCACUCUCCAGUGGGUUUGCAGUACAAUAAUUAGUCUCAAGGUACCUAUGAGGCAGACGUUGAACUCCCCAGCUGUUCGGUUACCCGCUGUGGUUGCGUUCAGCGGCUGUUAGGUGAACCCCCGAGACUGCGGAUUCCAGCUGAUCAUUGCUGGCACACAGAAAUGUCAUUGCAUUGCUUGGUAACUGUGGCAGCACAUGUGUUAAGGCAGAGAAACAUGCUCUCCCUCCACAACACCGGGCAGCCAUGAGCCCGGCUCAGCCCCCCUCCACCCUCAGCCAUGUGUGUAACAUUAAGCUGAUAGUAUGUGACUAACAACACCUUGGCAUCAAGCAUCCUGCUGCUUCAUCACCUCAAUAAAACCUUGCCGGACAAUUCAGUCUUAUUUGUGAAAAUGGCCGAGGAGGGUUUCCAGUUCGGAGCGUUGGACAAUGAUGACUGUGCAGAGGACAACAUGCACCAGCCAUCUGAAAUCCCAACGUCACAGCUUGCAUCCCUCCAUCUCAGGAAUGAGGAUGUGGUCAUCAAUGGGCACAACGACCAGAUUGGAGAUAAUCCAGUAUGUUCUGUGAUGACGUCUUCACUGCUAAAGCAAUCACAACAGCAGAUGGGCCAAUCCGAGGCUACGAGGCCUGAGCCUUCACCAGCAGACCAAGAGUUCUUGGAGGCAGAAAUGGGCCAAAAUGACCAUGAGGCUCAGGGCGACACCCUGUCCACGUUUCUGCAGGAUUUAUCCACCACGGUUGAUCAGAAUGGUGCGUUUCCUGCCCUGAGAGCUAAGGACGGAGAACUUCAACCCAAGAACAGCAUAACCAAAGCAAUGGCAGCAUGUAACUCUACCACCGAGGACAACCAGCUGUCUGAUGCAGAGUGGUACUGGGGCAACAUCUCCAGAGAGGAGGUAAACGAGAUGAUGAGAAAUACUCCUGAUGGAACAUUCCUGGUCCGAGACGCUUCCAGUCGGGUCAAAGGGGAAUACACUCUCACCCUAAGAAAGGACGGUUCCAACAGACUGAUAAAGAUCUUCCACCAUGGGGGCAAGUAUGGCUUCUCGGAGCCACUGGCGUUCCCUUCAGUGGUGGACCUGAUCCAGUACUACCAGAAUAAAUCACUGGCCCAGUACAACUCUAAACUGGACACGAGACUUCUCUACCCCAUAUCCAGAUACCAGCAGGUUUCAAUUGAAGUCGACAUAAAUGCAAUCGGAGAACAGCUGAGGAUAUUUCAGGAUCAAUACCAGGAGAAGAGCAAAGAGUACGAUCGCUUGUUUAAGGAAUUCAACCAAACAUCCCAGGAGCUGCAGAGCAAGAGGACGGCCAUUGAGGCUUUCAGUGAAAUAAUCAGGAUCUUUGAGGAAGAGUGUGAAACCCAAGAACGCUACAGCAAAGAAUACAUCGACAUGUUCCUCACACUGAACAGCAGCACAGACACUGAAAAGAUUCAAAGCAACUCUGAUGAGCUGCAGGCAAAGGUAGAAGAGAUCCACAACAGCAAGAAGAAACUGGAGGAUGAGCUGAGGACAAAGGCACUGGUUCAUACAGAGGUUGACAGAAAAAUGAACAGUUUAAGGCCUGACCUUGUGCAGCUCAGGAAGAUCAGAGACCAGUACCUGUUAUGGCUCACCCAACAAGGCACUAGGCGGAGCCAGAUUAAUGACUGGCUCGGUAUCCGGACUGAAGAGGAAGACCCAUACACCCUGGCGGACACCACCCACCAGGAGGAGAGGAGCUGGUAUGUGGGUGACAUGAGACGGAAGGAGGCAGAGGAGCUGCUGAAGGGGAGGAGGGAUGGGACGUUUCUGAUCAGGGAGAGUCAGACCCAGAGAGGCUCCUUUGCCUGCUCUGUUGUUGUGGACGGGGAUGUGAAGCACUGUGUGAUCUACAGGACGGCCACAGGUUACGGCUUUGCUGAGCCCUACAACCUGUACUCGUCGCUCAGAGAGCUGGUCCUCCACUACCGACACACAUCCCUGAUCCAACACAACCAGCAGCUGAAUGUAACCCUGGCCUGGCCCGCUCUCAGCCAGCAGUCAAGCUGAGAAACACCAGCACGCCACGACAAUGGCGCUUUCCUAAAGCUUCACUUUAAACGCCCUGAAGAUGCACCCAUACGGACCGUGUUAAGUUCAGACAGAAUACUGGUUAGUGUUGUCAUCAUUUAAGACACUUCACUACAGUCCCAGUGUUCCAUCUUAGACGUCUGUGAUCCUGCACUACUCUGAUAUCACUGACAACAACAAAGUGUAAAUGAACAGUGGACAAAAUGCUCCUAAAUCUGCCUAAGAAAAUAAUUGGAGUGACUGGGAUAAAAUAUGUAACAUGUGGAUUCAAUAGUAAGACAUACAACUACAGAAAACCUACUUUCUUCAAAAUAAAACCUCAGAGUACUAAGAUUUAUCUAGAAACAUUUAUAGCGACAACUUCAACCAGACAUGACUUGUUGCUUUUACACCUAAACAGCAUAUUCGAUUUUUUUUCUGAAGAAGCACAAAAGAAAUCAUCAAUACUUUAGCACAAUGAAGUUUUUCACUCAUACCUCAUAUUAGUGACUUCAUCUUUCAGUGUCUAAGGAUCCAAACUGAUGCUCUGUAUUCACUUUUUCAGCUCUGAAAAAGGUCACUUUGUAGCAUCAUUCCAAAGCACACAGACAGCUUCACUCCACACUGUAAAAAAAUCACUGCAGCGGUGUUUAGGGUGCUUCGGGGUAACUGAGCUCAGGAUGGGAAUCUGCACUACCUAGCAAAUCUCAAAUCUGCAUGUCGGCUGAUGCAGACACUGAGAAAAACACACAAGCACUUUAUCCAAAACCAGACGAACAGAGACCGGAGCUGCAGACGGGCGACCAUGAAGCCAAGUACACAUUUACUAAACCGACGCUGCUAGGGAUGACGUUUUCAUAGGGACGCAUUCAUUCUGCACUUUUUGUUUAAGAGCACAAAAAUACUAAAAUACCAAACUCUAAAUUGAAGGAUUCAGUUCUGCGUCCAGACGUGGAAAAUUAGUUUUAUGUUAUGUCACACGUUUAAGAGAAUUCAGAUGGAAUAUUUUAGAAAAUGAGACAAACAGUGAAAACUUCCUUUAAAUAUUCCUCGGUGCACGUGCAGGUAUUUACUGUGAAGCCGUAAAUGUGAGGUUUAAAGCACAUAUAAAUCUUUCUGAAUAUGAAUUUCUAAUAGUUUUUGUUUAGAAUCAGUGAUCCAGCAGCUUUAAUAAAUCUCCUGGAGUCUAAUGCGAGGUGUUCGGGUUGAAAAGUGCCUUUAAGUGCUUCUGUUCCAGUCAUAACAUUUCCCUUUGUUUUCAACUCAUGGCUGGUUUUUUGCUGGGUCUUUCCAACGCUGCUCUAAAUAUACAGCAGUGGUUGGACACAAGGCUACAGAAAUAAAAGUAUUAUCGAAGGUAGAUAUUUUCUCAUAGCUUAUUUUGACAAAUCAUAGAUAUUUUUCUGAUUAAAUAGACUAUAUUUGACCACAAGAUACCUCCUUGAACUUACAUCACACUGACAUGACACCAUUGUCCGUAUGUUCGACUGUUACAUACAAGGUUUUCCAAAAUCUAACAUCAAAAUAAUGUUUUGUAGCUUUUUGUUUAUCAUGGUUAUUGUCAGAUAUUCAACCAUAACCUUUAGUGUAGCUAAACUAAAUAAAAACAGUAUGAAAAUAGAACCAUAACUGCAUUAAGCUAUUACUGCCUCGAAUUG